Lolium rigidum is the source of this 1161-nucleotide messenger RNA. RefSeq names its product xylanase inhibitor protein 1-like. Gene Ontology annotation, biological process: carbohydrate metabolic process. The transcript is spliced from 2 exons. The coding region runs from base 1 to 1161 and encodes 386 amino acids. Lineage: Eukaryota; Viridiplantae; Streptophyta; Magnoliopsida; Poales; Poaceae. The record is from RefSeq and is a predicted model, not a curated record. Gene Ontology annotation, cellular component: extracellular region. Gene Ontology annotation, molecular function: chitinase activity.
AUGGCUUGGUCCAGGUAUAGGCCCUCCGCGGCCGGGAAGUCGCCGGUCGCCAGCUCCUGGGAGCUUACACCGCAGCUCUUCAUCUUCAUCGCGAGUCUCCACAUCUUCUCCUUCUCCUUAUUGAACAAGUCCCGGCUCCGCCGCCACACCGUCACUGAGGAGGGCUUGAGGAGCUCGUCAGAUCCGAAGACCCUGGAGCUCCGGAAAGGCGGGAUCUCCACCGCAGAGCACCGGACAAGAAAAAAAAGAAGGAAACUAUCAAUGGCGAGGCUGAGCUCCGUCCUCCUAGUCCUGGCCGCCCUUCUCUCCGUCCUCGUCUGCCGGGCCGGUGCAGCGGAGAAGACCGGGCAGAUCACCGUGUUCUGGGGCCGGCACGCGGACGAGGGCACUCUGGGAGACGCCUGCAACUUCGACGGCAUCUACACCACGGUCGUCAUGGCCUUCCUGAACGUGUACGGCCACGGCAAGUACCAGCUGGACCUCUCGGGCCACCCGGUCGCCGGCGUGGGCGACGACAUCAAGCACUGCCAGUCCCUGGGCAUCCCGGUCUUCCUCUCCGUCGGCGGCUUCGGAGGCGACUACGGGCUCCCGACGAACCAGUCCGCGGUCGACCUCGCAGACCACCUCUGGUACUCGUACCUGGGUGGCACCCGCGCGGGCGUGCCCCGGCCCUUCGGCGACGCGCGGUUGGACGGCAUCGACUUCUUCUUCGAGCGCGGCGGCGCCGGGGAGCACUACGAGGUGCUGGCCAGGGAGCUUGCCAAGCGCAAGAGCACCCGUGGCGGUGACGGCGGGCCGCCGCUGCGGCUGACGGCGACGCCGCGGUGCGCGUUCCCGGACGGGCGCGCACUCGUGGGGCGGGCGCUCGCGACUGGGGUGUUCGAGCGCAUCCACGUGAGGUUCUACGACUACCCGAACUGCACGGCGUGGAUCGAGGACGCGUGGAACCAGUGGACGGCGGCGUACCCGGGCAGCAAGGUCUUCCUGGGCCUGACGGCGUCGUACACGGACGCGUGCUACCUGGAGCGCAAGGCGGUGUUCGACAUCGUGAUGCCGAUCGUGCAGAAGCCGGACAACUACGGCGGCGUCAUGCUCUGGGACCGCUACAACGACGAGCAGAACGGUAACCAUUACAGCAGCUACGUCAAGAACUGGGUUUGA